AUUUCAUUCUGAUCUCACUAUUGGUUUGUGUAAUUUGUGAUGUUAAACGAGCUUCGAUUCCAACAAGUCUAAGACGAUGUUUACACACAAGAGAUCGAUACUUUCCUAUGACCGAUGAACAAAUAAGCACUACUUGCUUGUUAGAAUUUCUGUGGUUGAAUCGACAAAUAUGUGACAAGGUGUCUAAACUAACAUUUGAUUGGCUUGCGUCACUUGUUGAAAAAUCACAGCAGCGAGUAAGCUUGACACCUUUACAUGCAAGUGUUCAUUCAAUUACAAGAUCUGAACCACAAACGACAAUAAUGUCACUACCAAAUACUUCAACACCUACGCCACUUAAAGAAACUUUAACGACAACAUCUACCAAAAGACACAUGAAAAAACGACAAACUUCAACGACCACCUCUCUACCACAUUUAUCAACCAAAAUCUCUCAACCACAAUUGUCAACAACAACGUCACAACCACAAACGACAAGAUCGCAAUUAAGACAGCGCAAAGAGUACAGAAUGCUUACUGACCAGGAAAGGGAUGAUUAUCAUAAGGCCAUUAACGACUUAAAGCGAGACACUAGUGUAUCGCCAAAUAAAUAUGAUGCUCUCGCUGAACAUCACCAAAAAACAUCAGAGACGGCUCAUGGUGGAGUAGCUUUUGGCGGUUGGCACAGAUAUUACCUAUUUCUGUAUGAACUUGCUUUGCAAGAAAAGAACCCAAACGUCAUGCUACCAUACUGGGAUUCCACCUUAGAUAGUUCGAUGGACACUCCGACUGAUACUGUAAUUUUUACGGAUAAGUUUCUAGGAAAUGCGUAUGGAAAUGUUACAUCAGGACCAUUUGGAGAUUGGGAACGAAAAAUACAACGAUCCCUUCACAAGGAUACAUCGUUGCUAAUCACGAAAAAUGAAUUGAGUCUGUUAAUCAAUAAGAGUAAGGACCAACGAGAAUUCAUGAGUACUUUAGAAAUGCAUCAUAACGGCCCACAUGUAUGGAUAGGUGGUACUAUGGUAGAUGUAGAUCAAGCUCCUUUUGAUCCUAUUUUUUACAUGCAUCAUGCAUUUAUUGAUUGUAUAUGGGAGCGUUAUAGAGUUCUUGAGAAACAAAGGGGCCAAAACCCGGAAAUCUACCCAAGUGCAAAAUCGGACAAUCUAGCGCAUCAAUCCUCUAGCUUAAUGGUGAAUCUACCUCCUUUCAAUAAUGUUAAUCUUACGAAUGCUGAUGGAUAUAAAAACUUUUGGACAGAAACUUAUUAUUCUUGUGCACCUCAACCAUCGUGUACGGUCCAGAAACCAGCAUGUGGAUCAAAGUGGCUUGAAUGUGACAUAUUUACAGAAAGAUGUGUUUCUAAAGGCUCAGAAGCUGCCUUACCCCGCGUUACCCCUUCAGAUGUUUUCAGAGUAAAGAACGCACGAGAUCAAACAUCUCCAACUAUUCAACGAUUUACUACAACUCCGCCAGCCACACAGUUUGGUCAAUUAUCAAGUCAGCCAAAAAGCAAAAGUAGAAAGAUUACAGCUGAUGAAUUUUUCUCUACACUAAAAUCAUUGAAGAAGCUACCUCUCACUGUUCCAAAAACAAGUCCUCGAAUCAGACGUAGUAUGAUGACAGGGCGAACUGGACAAAACGGCCGUACAGGAAUACCUGGAAGACUUGGUCCUCCCUCUAUCCUUAUUACUCAACAGCUUCAACAUAGAAAACUGUCUAUUGACGGAUUGAAAAUACCAAAAUUUAGGAAACCAUGUUGUGGACAUCCAAUACAGAACUCUUUUAGAAUGGAUUGCAAAAAAGGAACAGAUUUAUGGGUAUUUGUUCCAAUCAAAGUUGUAAAUCUACGACAUGGUGAUAUAGUUUAUUCGUCAUAUCCAGUUAAUUCAGAAGGUCGUAGACUGAAUAAUACCGAUGUGUUUUCUGUUGGCCAGCAAUUAUCAUUUGCAUCUAAUUUACAAUCCAAAGCACGUUCCAAACAUAAGCCAUGCAGCUACGACAAAUCUGGUUUGUUUAAAGUUAAAAUAUCCUCUUAUGGCUUAAAUUAUUAUGGUAUUUACGAAGAUACAGUCUUUUUGGACAACAGACGCACAGUUUCCACUGAAAUUUCAUAUCUUGGCAUCAGAAAUCCAGAGCAAAGGGCGACGAGGGUUUUCAUCACUGCUGUUGAUGAAUGUGGAAUUGCUUGUCAACCGAUGAUUUUGAUGCGGGGUUAUCGAACUCGUCAUUUGCGAUAUAGGAAAAACCAAGGAGCUAUUGAAAUAACAACAAAGGGCCAUAAGUAUCACAGUAACACAUAUAGAGGUGCUGAGUCCUUGGUUUGGAAAGCAGACACAUUUUCUGUUCCUCAACCAGAUGAAAACCAGAUUCCGAUUGUAUUUGUUUGUGAUUAUAGAAGUAAAAUUCCAUGGUCUUGAAACAAAUAUAGUCGUGUUGAUAUGGAACUUUUUCAUGUCGUUCGUUUAAAACUUUUUCAGAAAUUAUAUUUUGUACAGUGAGCACGUUUUGGGAUGUUCUAUGCAUAACUCAUAUUUAUGUUUAAUGUUCAGUAGUCAGCACCUUUG
Molecule: messenger RNA, 2546 nt
Organism: Mytilus californianus (California mussel)
Lineage: Eukaryota; Metazoa; Mollusca; Bivalvia; Mytilida; Mytilidae
Exons: 3
Coding region: 108-2399 (763 amino acids)
Molecular function (GO): oxidoreductase activity
Source: RefSeq, a predicted model, not a curated record